AGUUUUAUAUGGGUUUUGAGUUAAUUAUUCAUGUUUCAAUAUUUUUAAAUUUUAAAGGUUUGAUUAGUACUAAAACAGGUCUUUGGGUUAUAUAUAAGUCUAAAUUGAGUCCUAAUAAAUGUAGAAUAUGAAUUUAUAAUGAAUUUAAAUUUAUUUUGUGUUGUAUAAUAGAUUGCAUUUAAAGCAAGUCUGACGAGUUUGGAACGGGUUUAGCAGGGUUGACUCUUAAUGGGUCCUAAGAGAAGGAAUGGUCUGGGUCUGGGUCAGAAAACCCUAAACCCAGAUUAAUUUUUUUGGAUCCAAAACUAAACCCAGAUCCGUUGGGUCGCAAAAAAUUGCACCUCAAUCUUAUUAGGGGCGGGUCCAAUGGAUCUUGAACCCAUGAUCAUCCCUGAUUUGGUUAGUGAAUAGAAAAGGCAUUUCGUGAAUGACUUUUAAAGUUAACCUUUUAAAUAAAAAUCAAGAGCUACUAAGUAAAUUUUUCAUUGACUUUUAUAUUUUUUUACGUUUUCUAUGAAAAACAAACAACAAAUAUUUAUUAUUUACCAAGUAUAUAUUCAUAAUAGUUGGUUUGAUAGCUAAUAAAUCAACCAAUAUUACAUCCUUUAAUAUUAACAAACUAACAGUCAUUUGCUAAAUUAACACAUAAUAAUUCUCAUCAUUUAUUUUCUUAACUCAAAGACAUGUGAUACUAUUGUACUAGCUAGUAGUAUUGUUACUAGCAUAUGAGUAAAGCUUACCACUAUAAAUACAUUCUUUUCACUUCAACAUUAGUAUACUCGAUCAACAACCUUCACAAUUUCUUCCACGAAUAAACUUUACUAUAUACCAAAAUCUAACACGACCAACAUUUUUAGCUAGCGUACUUUAUUUAUAGCCAUGGUGUUUGAAGGUGGCGGAGGUGAUGGUGGCAAACUCGGGCUUCCCUUUAUAGCCCGAGUCAUAACCGGGAGGUGGUUCUUAGUAUUUUCCUCCCUCCUAGUGAUGUCCGCGGGAGGGGCAACCUACAUGUUUGGGUUAUACUCUAAGGACAUAAAAACGUCCUUAGGGUAUGACCAAACUACCCUUAAUCUCCUCAGUUUCUUUAAGGAUUUAGGGUCUACGGUAGGGAUCCCGGCUGGGCUACUGAUGGAAGUUGCCCCUCCUUGGGUGGUCUUAGCGGUGGGUGCAUUUCUUAACUUUUUUGGUUACUUCAUGAUUUGGCUUGCCGUCACUUCUCGUAUUGCCAAGCCUGCUCUUUGGCAAAUGUGCUUAUACAUUUGUGUAGGUGCAAACUCUCAAGCCUUUGCAAACACGGGUGCACUUGUCACGUGUGUGAAGAACUUUCCAGAGAGCCGAGGAGUUGUCUUAGGCUUACUCAAGGGUUUUGUUGGUCUAAGUGGAGCAAUCAUAACCCAAUUCUACUUGGCAUUAUAUGGUGGUAAAAAUUCCAAAGCCUUAAUCCUUCUUAUUGGUUGGUUACCUGCCGUUAUUUCACUUGCAUUCCUACGUACCAUCCGUUUUAUGAAGGUUGUUCGACAAAAAAAUGAGAUCAAAAUAUUCUAUGAAAUGUUAUAUAUCUCUCUUGGUCUCGCCGGUUUUCUUAUGAUCAUGAUCAUACUUCAAAAACAACUCACUUUCAAGCGAUCUGAGUACAUUGCUAGUGGUGUUGCCGUGGUUAUUUUCCUUCUUUUACCUAUUUACACCGUGUUUAAGGAGGAAUUUAGGUUGUGGAGGAACAAACAACAGGUUUUGGAAAGUAUCUCUAAGGUUAAUGUUAUGGUAAAUAAUGGUCAACAUAAGGAGGAAAUGGUAAAUGAGCAACCUAUCGUACAACGACAGGCAGAUUCUUGUUUUCAAAACGUUUUUAGGCCUCCGGAAAGAGGAGAAGACUAUACGAUACUACAAGCACUUUUUAGUAUCGACAUGAUUAUUCUCUUUGUUGCUACGAUAUGUGGAGUUGGUGGUACAUUGACAGCCAUCGACAACUUAGGUCAAAUUGGGUUAUCACUCGGGUACCCCGCUAAGAGCAUUAGCACAUUUGUUUCCUUAGUAAGCAUAUGGAACUAUCUGGGUAGAGUCGUGGCGGGUUUUUUUUCGGAGUACUUGUUAAAAAAGUACAAGCUUCCAAGACCUCUUUUCCUUACUUUCAUGCUCUUACUUUCGUGCCUUGGCCACCUUCUAAUUGCUUUCAAUGUUCCUAAUGGGCUUUAUAUAGCAUCUGUGGUUAUUGGGUUUUGCUUUGGGGCCCAAUGGCCCUUACUAUUUGGAAUCAUCUCAGAAGUAUUUGGGCUCAAAUAUUAUUCAACUUUAUACAAUUUUGGGUCGGUAGCAAGCCCAAUAGGAGGAUAUAUUCUUAAUGUAAGAGUAACGGGCUAUUUAUAUGAUAAAGAAGCCUCAAAACAAAUGAAUGCUUUGAACCGGAUAAGGAAACAAGGGGAAGAGCUAAAUUGUGUGGGCCCAGAAUGUUUCCGUUUGGCAUUUCUUAUAAUCACGGGUGCUACUAUUUUUGGUAUGUUUAUUUCAUUAAUAUUGGUGAUUAGAACAAGAAAGUUCUACAAGAGUGAUAUUUAUAGAAAGUUUAGGGAGGUUGCACAACCAAUAGUGGCUGACAUGAUCAAUGGUUCCACUGUUCCGGUGCCGGAAUAUGGACCAAAAAAGCCUGAGACGAAGGCGGUCGAAAGUUCAUAGUGUAAUAAGACAUACUAUAUAUAGAAGUUCAUUAGGUUUUAUUUUCAUGUAGUGAGUUUUCAAGAAGUUUCUAUUUAUAGUAACUAACAACCAUUAAGUUUAUAAGCUAAAUGAAAUCUAGACAUGGAAUCUUACAAUGUAAAGAGAAAGGAUGUAUUCAAGUAAGUGAGCUACUUUUAUCUUUUAUGUGGAGUGAUAAUCAAAUCUCUUUUUGCAAACGAGUAUUAUUUAUUGGUCUGUUUUUAUGAUAAGUGUUUGAUUCUCACUCUUACGUGUGGGGAAUAAUUCUUGCCCAUAAUAACGAAA
Amaranthus tricolor (Joseph's coat) is the source of this 2976-nucleotide messenger RNA. Its product is annotated as protein NUCLEAR FUSION DEFECTIVE 4-like. Gene Ontology annotation, molecular function: transmembrane transporter activity. Gene Ontology annotation, biological process: transmembrane transport. Gene Ontology annotation, cellular component: membrane. The record is from RefSeq and is a predicted model, not a curated record. NCBI's taxonomy places the organism in Eukaryota, Viridiplantae, Streptophyta, Magnoliopsida, Caryophyllales, Amaranthaceae. The transcript has 2 exons. The coding region runs from base 880 to 2670 and encodes 596 amino acids.